UCGAGACUCGAGACCUUUCAACAAGAUCCCUGCAUAAUAGAUCCGUGCAAGCCGGAACCAGCGGUUGUCAUCAUCGGCGCUGGCAUGGCCGGAUUAUCGGCGGCGCAUCGGUUGGCUCAGUGCGGCUUUCAAAAAUUUACGGUCCUAGAGGCGACGGAUAGGCCGGGUGGUCGAAUCCACUCGUGCUGGAUGAGCGACGUGGUGGCGGAGAUGGGAGCCACGUGGAUUGAGGGUGGCUGCGUAGCGAACCCGGUGUUCACGUUGGCGGCGCAGGAAGGCCUGCUGAAGUCGCCGCUGUCCCGCCGACCGGAUCCUAGUCGCGAGCUCUUCUGCACCAGCGAUGGCAGGGCUAUCGAUUUGCCGGUGAGCAUCACGGCGUACCACACCUUUCGGCGGAUCGAGCAGCAAGCGGCGGCCCUCUUCGCCCUUGGUGGCAGCCGCGUGCACGGUACGUUGCUGAAUUUUAUGGGCAUCAGAAUCCAGCAGGAACUGCACAACUUCCCGGAGGAGCAACGAUACGAUGCCGCAAGGGUGAUGUAUGGUCUGACGAAUUGCGUCAGGUGCCAAUGCGGAGAUGAUCUCUCGCUCGUCUCGGCCGAUCAAUUUGGCAGUUAUAUCGAAAUCCCCGGCGGCGACAUUAGGGUGCCGUUAGGCUACGUAGGGGUGUUGGCGCCUUUGCUUCGGAAUCUGCCUAAUUCUUGCAUCAAGUACUGCAAACCGAUCGAGUGCAUCCGAUGGGGCACAGCGAGCAAUGCGAGUCCUCGAGCUGUCGUCAAAUGCUGCGACGGCGAUGAACUGCCCGCUGAUUACGUCAUCGUCACGGUCUCGCUCGGCGUCUUAAAGCGACAGCACGAGAAAUUAUUCUGUCCCAAUUUACCCGCAGAGAAGGUCGAGGCGACCAACAAACUUGGCUACGGACACGUCGGCAAGAUCUUCCUCGAAUACACCAGGCCUUUCUGGGUUUGGCGGGAAGGUGGCAUCAAGCUGGCUUGGUCGCCGGAAGAGUUGUCGGAUAGAAAUGAUUGGGUGAAAGGUGUGACGAAUGUGGAGGAGUUGCCGAAUUCUCAACACGUGCUGUGCGCCUGGGUGUGCGGACACGAGGCGUUGGACAUGGAGUUAUGUUCCGACGAGUUAGUGGUGGAGUCGAUAACACGGCUCCUUCGUCAAUUCACCGGUGAUCCCACGCUGCCUUACCCAGCUAACAUUUUAAGGAGCAAGUGGUGCACGGAUCAAUACUUUGCCGGGGCUUACAGCUACAUGGCGAUGGGCAGCACCGUUGACCACCAAUGCAACCUGGCUGCUCCUUUACCAGAAUCCUGCGAUUCUCCCAUACUCUUGUUCGCGGGUGAGGCUACUAUACCAGGACAUUAUAGCACGGUGCACGGCGCAAGGCUCAGCGGUAUCCGCGAGGCCGAGAGAAUCAUUCAAUUGACGAAACGACACGGCUGUCCGCCGAAGAAAGUAUGCUCCAAGUCGUAA
Dinoponera quadriceps is the source of this 1479-nucleotide messenger RNA. RefSeq names its product spermine oxidase-like. NCBI's taxonomy places the organism in Eukaryota, Metazoa, Arthropoda, Insecta, Hymenoptera, Formicidae. The record is from RefSeq and is a predicted model, not a curated record. Gene Ontology annotation, molecular function: polyamine oxidase activity. Bases 85 to 1479 code for a protein of 464 amino acids. The transcript is spliced from 6 exons.